Australozyma saopauloensis is the source of this 708-nucleotide messenger RNA. RefSeq names its product nicotinamidase (gene PNC1). NCBI's taxonomy places the organism in Eukaryota, Fungi, Ascomycota, Pichiomycetes, Serinales, Metschnikowiaceae. The record is from RefSeq and is a predicted model, not a curated record. Bases 1 to 708 code for a protein of 235 amino acids. The transcript has a single exon.
AUGUUGAAAGUUGCUUUGCUCAUAAUUGAUAUCCAAGAAGACUUUCUUCCUCCUAAUGGCACAUUGGUUGUUCCAAACGGAAGAGAAGUAAUCGAACAGAUAACAAAAUUGUGUGACCUAUCUAAGUACCCUUGGCUGGCCGUGGCAGUGACUCAGGAUUGGCAUCCACCAAAUCACACCUCGUUUGCAUCCCAGCAUGGUGUGGAGCCCUUUACAGAUGUUGAGUUCGAACAUCCAUUGGAAGAGAAGAACGCAUGCACUGGAAAAGUGAAAACUAAGGUACAGACGGUUUGGCCCGAUCACUGCGUGCAAGGAACGUUUGGUGCUUCUAUCGAGAAGAGCAUAAUGGAGACAUACUACAAGCUACCUGAGGAACUUCCCAAAAUUGUCGUUCAGAAGGGAUGCUUGCAUGAUCGCGAGUACUAUCUGUGCUUCAGUGAUGUGUGGAAGUUGCACAAAACCGAUCUUGAAGAUUUCCUACUCAAGAAUGACAUCAAUCAUGUCGUUUGCGUGGGAUUAGCGUACGAUUUCUGCGUCUUGAACUCCGCAAUAGACAGCCAGAUGUCUGGAUUCUCGACCGCAGUCCUCAAGAAUUGUUGCAGAAGUGUUUAUCAAGACAAGAUAGCAGAGACAGAAAAGUUGUAUGGCGACGCAGGCGUCGCAUUGUUUGAGAGUAUUGACGAGUACUUGACCUCGUUGAAGAAAUAG